Penicilliopsis zonata CBS 506.65 is the source of this 975-nucleotide messenger RNA. RefSeq lists its product as hypothetical. Gene Ontology annotation, biological process: retrograde transport, endosome to Golgi. Gene Ontology annotation, molecular function: phosphatidylinositol-3-phosphate binding. Lineage: Eukaryota; Fungi; Ascomycota; Eurotiomycetes; Eurotiales; Aspergillaceae. The record is from RefSeq and is a predicted model, not a curated record. The coding region runs from base 102 to 764 and encodes 220 amino acids. The transcript is spliced from 6 exons.
GGAGAGUCGUUGAGACCGACUUGGGACAGAGUCAAGCAGCUCAGCCGUACGUUGGCUGGGAAGAACCUCUUUAUCAAUCGAUUGCGGCAAGUGUCUGAUGGAUGGAGCCAGCGAAUGAGGAGGCCGGGUCGGCACCUCUCCCCCCUGUCCUCUCCCCGCCGCCCCCCGUGCCGGUGAUCAACGCCGAUACCCUCGUGGCUGCGACUGGCAACCAUGGGGAUGUGCUCCCAUCGUUGGUUGACGAGAGCAAGGAACGGUCCAAAGAAGACCCCGUGGCGGGGAGUGUAGUCCCGCCGUAUUGGCGGCAUUAUCGGGAUACCUCGCGCACCUCGCAGAUCUCGCUCGAGGGACCGCACACAAUCACACUGGAAGACCAUACGGAAGACCCGAACUGCCAUGUCAGCCGCGGGCUGUGGGCCAAGAGUGUCACCAUCGAUGACUACUGUGUCGUCGAGGGUAAGACGGGGGUCGGGUCGUAUGUGGUCUGGAACUGCAAAAUCCAAACCCUUGAUGGAGGCCCUAUCUUUGUUAGGAUGAGAUACUCUGAAUUUGACGAUCUGCGACAAUGCCUCCAACGGUCAUUUCCAUUUGCGACAAACGCCCUUCCCGCUCUUCCCCCAAAGAGCGUUCUCUUCAAGUUCCGCCCCUCAUUCCUCGAAUCCAGACGAGCCGGACUCGAGUAUUUUCUCCACUGUGUCCUUUUAAACCCUGAAUUUUCUGGUUCUCCAAUAGUGAAGGAUUUCCUGUUCGGCCGGAUGUGUUGAUCCGGAGGAACAACCCCGGCGAUCUACUGGAGGGUUUUAUAUUGUAUACUCGAUAUUUUCAGACUGAUCGAUGACAGUUGAUGCACAUAAUUCCUAUUACAUAAAUGCUAAUAUGCUAAUCUAUCCUGAACUCCAACGCUGCAAGUACAAAAGAUCUGUUUUGAGAAAGACAAAAGAGAGAGGGAGAGAGAGAGAGAGAGAGAGAGAGAGA